Molecule: messenger RNA, 3370 nt
Organism: Cajanus cajan (pigeon pea)
Lineage: Eukaryota; Viridiplantae; Streptophyta; Magnoliopsida; Fabales; Fabaceae
Source: RefSeq, a predicted model, not a curated record
UCGUUUCUUUCAUCUCCCUUUAACCAAUUCCAUAGGAGCAUGAAUCCAAAACUUGAAGAAAUAUCUACAAGACUAGAACAUUUUGUGAAACAAAAAGAUAUUCUUGGUUUUCAAAGUGUUUCUAGGAGAGUUUCUUGUAGAACAGCUACAGAUUCAUUGAUUGAACCUAUUGUUGUUGCAAGAGAUGAUGACAAAGAAAAGCUACUGAACAUGCUUCUAUCUGAUGACCAUGAAAAGAAGAACAAUAUAGAAGUAAUUACAAUAUUGCCCAUGGGAGGAAUGGGAAAAACAACCCUUGCUCAAUCCCUUUAUAAUGACAGUGAAGUGCAGGAACAUUUUGAUUUGAAAGUUUGGGCAUGGGUGUCAGAUGAUUUUGAUGUUUUUAGAGUGACAAAAAUUGUUGAAUCUCUCACAUUGAAAGAUAGUAAUAUUACUAAUUUGGAUGUUCUUCGUGUUGAAUUAAGGAAUAGGUUAAGAGAGAAGAAAUUUUUGCUUGUGCUUGAUGACCUUUGGAAUAACAAGUAUAAUGAUUGGCAUCACCUAAUAGCUCCUUUCAGCGGCGGGAAGAAAGGAAGUAAGAUCAUUGUGACAACCCGACAACAAAGAGUUGCACAGAUCACACAUACUUUUCCCAUUUGUGAGUUGAAGCCUCUUACAGAUGAUAAUUGUUGGCACAUACUAGCCAAUCAUGCAUUUGGAAAUGAAGGUUACGACAAAUAUCCUAGCCUCGAAGAAAUUGGUAGGAAAAUUGCAAGAAAAUGCAAUGGCCUACCACUAGCUGCUAAAACAUUGGGAGGCCUUUUGCGAUCAAUUGUUGAUCUUGGUGACUGGAAAAGAAUUCUGAACAGCAGCUUAUGGGCACAUGAUGAUGUUUUACCCGCUCUACGCAUAAGUUAUCAACAUCUUCCAGCACAUAUGAGAAGAUGUUUUGCUUACUGCUCAAUUUUUCCAAGACAACAUUUUUUGAAUAAGAAGGAAUUGAUUUUGUUAUGGAUGGCUGAAGGCUUUCUUCAACAGGUCCACAGUGAGAAAGCAAUGGAAUCAGCAGGUGAUGAUUGCUUUAAUGAAUUCUUAUCUAGAUCCUCAAUUGACAAAGAGAAAGCUGAAGUUGGAGAAAAGUUUCGAAUGCAUGACCUCAUUUAUGAUUUAGCAAAACUAGUAUCCGGAAAAAGUUCAUGCUACUUUGAAUCUGGUGGUAAGUUCCCGGGAAGUGUUCGCCAUCUAACAUUUAUUGCAAGGAAGUUUGAUGUAACUAGGAGAUUUGAGGGCUUGUAUGAGCUAAAUUGUUUGCGGACCUUUCUACCACGAUUCCGAUAUCCAACUCAAUGUUACUUAGCAAAAAUAGUAUCAUGUGAUUGGUUGCCAAAACUAAGAUGCUUGCGAACAUUCUCAUUGUCUAAUUACAAAAAUAUCACUGAGCUGCCCGAUCCAAUUGGUAAUCUGGUGCUUCUAAGGUAUCUAGACCUUUCCAAUACUUGCAUCAAAAUGUUGCCUAAUGCAACCUUUGUGCUUUACAAUCUGCAGACUUUGAAAUUAUCCAAUUGUAAAUUUCUAAUUCAGCUGCCAGAACAAUUAGGAAAUUUGAUCAAUUUACGUCACUUGGAUAUCAGUGGCACAAAUUUGGAGUUGCCGACACAAAUAUGCAAUCUACAAAGUCUCUGUACAUUGACUUCUUUUGUAGUAGGCAAACAAAAUGGACUAAGCAUCACGGAAUUAGGAAGAUUUCCCCAUUUGCAGGGUAAGCUUUCCAUUUUGGAACUACAAAAUGUUGACCAUCCCAUGGAGGCAUUUCAAGCCGACCUAAAGAAAAAAGAGCAGAUUGAGGAGCUUACGUUAGAAUGGGGUAGUGAUUCACAAGAUUCACAAAUGGCCAAAGAUGUACUUGACAAUCUGCAACCGUCAACAAAUUUGAAGGAACUCAACAUCAGAUCCUAUGGCGGCACAAGCUUUCCAAAAUGGCUGGGUGAUUCUUCAUAUUCUAAUGUUAUAGUCAUUGGUAUUACUGAUUGCAACUAUUGCUUGUCACUUCAACCAUUUGGACAAUUACCUUCUCUUAAGGAGCUUGCCAUCAAAAGGAUGAAAAUGGUAAAUACAAUUGGCAAUGAAUUCUACUGCACCAAUAUAGGUUUGCCUUCUUUUCAUCCAUUUCCGUUGUUAGAGAGUCUCCAAUUCGAAGACAUGCCAGAGUGGGAGGAGUGGUUACCAUUUGAAGGUGAAGGUAGCAACUUUUUUUUUCCUUGUCUUAAGAGUUUGACAUUAUCCAAGUGCCCUAAUUUGAGAGGAAACUUGCCCAGCUCUCUACCUUCAUUAACAAAGAUUAGUAUCUUAGAGUGCAACCUGCUACAAGCAAAAUCAUGUGAUCUGCAAUGGAAAUCAUCAGUUGAAGAAAUACAUAUUAGAGAAGGGGGAGAAGACCUGUUGUCUUUGCUUGACAAAUAUUCUUGGUUGGAACUAUCAAUUGAAAAUUGUGGCAGCUUUCAAUCUUUGCCAAGAAUGAUACUCGGUGCCAAUUGUCUUCAAAGGUUGACUCUUCUAAAUAUCCCUUCUUUGAUUUCUUUCCCAACACAUGGUUUGUCCACGUCAUUGCAAUCGCUUAAAAGCAUGGACUGUGGGAACUUAGAAUUUCUAUCUCAUGAAACAUGGCACAAAUACACAUCACUUGAAAACCUGCGAAUUUGGAAUAGCUGUCAUUCCAUGAAAUCCUUUCAAUGGGAUUGUUUCCCAUCCCUUCCCUGGAUUGAUAUAUGGAAUUGUCCCAACUUGGAAGCAAUUACUACUCAAGGUGGAUGGGUUGCUCUCAAAUUAUCAAAUUUUUUUACCUGGGAAUGUGAGAAACUUUCGUCACUGCCAGAACAGAUUGUUCUCCCUGUCCUUAAAAUCUGCUGCCUUACAAGGCUUCCGCAGCUAUUAUCGAUUCCCCCAAGUUGUUUGCCUUCCAGUUUAGAAUCACUUCAUCUUGAUAUUGGAAUUUUAUCAUCAAUGUCUAAAUAUGAGUUAGGUUCGCUAUUCCAAUGCCUCACUUCUCUGUCAAGUCUUAACAUUGUGGGUUUGCGGGGGGAAGAUCUGCUCAAUACCUUGUUGAAGGAGCGGUUACUGCCCACUUCUCUCCAGGAUAUGAGCUGUCCGAUUUUGAUGGUUUAAAGUUGUUGGAAGGAAAAGGGCUUCAGCAUCUCACUUCUCUCCGAGAGCUUCACAUCUGGAAUUGUGGAAGCCUUGAGUCCUUGCCAGAAGCUCAAUUGCCACCCUCUCUAGAAUUACUGGAGAUUUGUUUCUGUCCUUUACUAGAAGCAAGGUAUCAAAGUCAGAAAGGGAAAUAUUGGUCUAAGAUUGCUCACAUUCCGGCAAUCCAGAUAAAUGAUGAAGUGAUAAU